AUCGGUCCCGAGUCCUUUUCCGCGUGAAAUCUACUGUGACAUCAACAAAACCAUUGUUUUAGGGCCUCACGUCACGGUAGAUUUUGCCGCUGAGCGAUGCAUUUUCCAUAAUUUUGUGAUUGUGGGCACAUGGCACCGAUGCAUUCAACUUUGAACUUCAAAGUUGAAUGCAUUGUUAUUUGAUCACUUGAUAUAACUCGCAAUCAUCGAUCGAAGUCAUGGCUGUCGAGAAUAUCAAACACGAUCUGUGUACUCUGCUUCGAGAAGAGAAGUCAUUUGAUAUUAAUGGAGUGCGUCGAACCUAUGAAACGAGAGCUGCUACUUUUAUUUCAAAAUCCUCUCCUUGGAAUCCCUUUUCAAAGGGUAAAAAUGGGAGAGAUAUGUCAAGUGAAAUGUUAAUACCUAAGCACUUGACAAUUCAUUGGCAAAGUGGAGAACUAAGAGCUUUAAAGAGAAUGGUCGAUGAAUCAUCAAUCUUGCCAGCAUCGGAUACCAGGGAUGAGUUGGCCAAUUCGGCACAAUGAGAAUUGUCCGUGCCUGGGCCAUUCCUACUUUUUGUAAAACAUGUGGUAUAACACUAAAAAGUGGAAAAGCAUAUAGAACCAAUUUACU
Molecule: messenger RNA, 612 nt
Organism: Xenia sp. Carnegie-2017
Lineage: Eukaryota; Metazoa; Cnidaria; Anthozoa; Malacalcyonacea; Xeniidae
Exons: 2
Coding region: 219-524 (101 amino acids)
Source: RefSeq, a predicted model, not a curated record